AUGUCUACUGCACGUAGUUUCUCACCACCUUCGUCCGGUUAUGAAAUCCUGGAUAUCCGAACCCCAGAGUACGGUACGGUCAAGCUUUCCACCACCAAGAUGGGAGCCCAGGUUCCCGGUCAUGACAGUGCGAGACCUCCAUCGCCGCCAGCUUCCACAGAUCCUUCUGUGGAUGCGUUUAACAGUGAUGAUUUGGUCGAUACCUUGAUGGACUCGCUCAAUAAGCCCUUUGGACAAAAAUCCAUUCCUACCUUUGUUCUGUAUGAUACGCGUGGUCUGCAAUUGUUUGAUGAAAUCACCCAUCUCCCGGAAUACUAUCUUACCGAAGCCGAAAGGAAUAUUUUGCUCCGUCGAGCCGAUCAACUGGCAGACAGGUUGAAGGAUGGCAGUAUUUUGGUCGAAUUAGGCGCUGGGUCACUAAAAAAGACGCAAAUUAUCCUGCAGGCCGUGGAAAGAAGACGACUUCGCGUGACUUACUAUGCUUUGGAUUUGGAUCAGCAUGAGCUGGAACGUUCGCUGGCUUCGUUGGGCGAGUUCCAGUAUGUCGAACUCAAGGGUUUGCUGGGAACCUAUGAUCAGGGCAUUCCAUGGAUCAAUCACAAUUUUACAUAUGACAAGAAUCCCACCCAUAAAAUGGUGCUUUGGCUUGGUAGUUCCAUUGGCAACCAAAGUCGCCAUGAAUCCGCCGACUUUUUGCGUCGUAUUCAACGGACAUGCUUGCAACCGGGUGAUUUCUGUGUCAUUGGGUUCGAUCAGCGCAAUGAACCUGCCAAGAUUGAAGCUGCUUACAACGAUGCUCAAGGGGUGACGAGAGAAUUUAUCAUGAACGGCCUGGAUCAUGUCAACACCAUUCUUGGUCACAACCUGUUUGACCGAUCAAAAUUUGCUUACGAUACCCGGUAUCAACGUACCAUUGGUCGUCACACAGCUCAUUACCGUGCCUUGGAAGACAUGACCAUGCAGUACAAAAACAAGAACGGUGUCAACGAGAUCCGCUUGAAGAAGGAUGAACUGAUCCAUGUGGAACACUCUUACAAAUACUCAACGGAAGAAAUCGAUCAAAUUCUCAACUCGGCGGAAUUAAACUUGGCCGACAUGUGGACGGAUGACGAGGAUCAGUAUCGGUUGGUCGUGGCGGAAUGUCGUCCCUUCUUGUUCAAGCGGCGUAUCACCGGGUUCGUGGAUCCCAAGGCAAUCGUGGAAGAUGAAAGGUUGGAUUGUUGUGUAUGCAACGACCCUCAUUUACAGACGGCGGGGGAAGACGAUGAGGUCGCUGCUGGAGCUGAUCAAACGAUGGCGUCCUUGGCCAAGGCGCGUUGGCCAACGACGGUGCCUACUCUGCAGGAAUGGCAGCAACUGUGGCGAUCAUGGGACCAUGUUACGCGAACCAUGCUGGACCACAAGACCAUGUUGUUUGAACGACCUAUUGCGUUGCGUCAUCCUUUCAUCUUUUACCUUGGACACAUCCCGGGCUUUUUGGAUAUUUUGCUGACACGUCACAAGGUCGAUGGACAGCCGCUGACGGAACCGGCCCACUUUGCCGACAUUUUCGAACGUGGCAUUGACCCUGACAUGGAUGAUCCGACCCAAUGCCAUCCUCACUCGGAAGUCCCCACCAACGACACAGACUGGCCGUCCAUUAAUGACAUGAUGCGAUACCAGCAAAACAUUCGUAACCGACUGGAACGGAUCCUGCUGCAAUGGGAAACUGAGCACUGUGACAACGAGGAGUGGAUGGCGAUGCCGGAACGUCAACGAAAAGCACGCAUUACCUGGAUGUGUUUUGAACAUGAAGCGAUGCAUUUGGAAACCUUACUUUACAUGCUGGUUCAGAGCCCCAACAUCCAACCACCACAACACGUCGCUUGGCCAUCGUGGAAACUCGCCUUGAUGCACCCAUCCAGGUAUGAAUCUCGGAUUGAAAAGCGCGACCGGUGCCUGGAUGCGGCUCCCUUGGUGCCUAUUGAUGCUGGUUCCGUCACCAUUGGUCACCAUGAUCCUGAAUGUGACGACCGACUUGAGGUGAAUGCGUCCAAUGUAGAGUAUGGAUGGGAUAACGAGCAUCCCCGUCGCACAGUGGAUGUUGGAGCCCCCUUCCAAAUCCAAACCCGCCCGGUGACGAAUGGUGAAUACCUGGCGUAUCUGCAAGCCACCAAUGCCGUACACAAGAAAUUACCAGCGUCCUGGGAAUGGAUGCAAGGCGAGGAUGGGGAACAAGAAGUCGGGGUGAAAACCGUGUUUGGUCUGUGUCCUCUAUCGUAUGCCAUGCAUUGGCCGGUUCAAGUGUGUUGUGCAGAUGCCGAAGCUUACGCACAUUACCAAGGUAUGCGUUUACCGACCGAGCAUGAACUGUUGCGAUUCCGACAAGCAGCUUCCCGUAUGGCGAGGAGCAAGAUUCCCAAUAUCGGCUUUGCACAGUGGCAUCCAACUGACGUGAGCAACGAUGAGAUCCAUACAUUGGGUGACGUAUGGGAGUGGACAAGUACAGUGUGGGACCGAUAUCCCGGCUACGAAACAUCCACCAUCUAUCCUGGCUAUUCUUCAGAUUUCUUUGACGGUAAACAUCGCACCAUCUUGGGUGGUAGCUGGGCUACGCAUCCACGAAUCGCCGAACGUUGGUCUUUCCGCAACUGGUACCAGGUCGCUUAUCCUUACGUCUUUUGUGGCUUCCGAUGCUGUCAAAGCUAA
Radiomyces spectabilis is the source of this 2688-nucleotide messenger RNA. RefSeq lists its product as uncharacterized. The record is from RefSeq and is a predicted model, not a curated record. The transcript has 2 exons. The coding region runs from base 1 to 2688 and encodes 895 amino acids. Lineage: Eukaryota; Fungi; Mucoromycota; Mucoromycetes; Mucorales; Radiomycetaceae.